AUGGUCAUGUUUCAUUAUUUAGACACCAUAUUAGUCCCCUUGAGUCUCUUCAUCACAAUCGGCUACCAUGCCUAUCUUUGGCACAUCUUCAAGAACAAGCCGUCUCUGACAUCAAUUGGCAUGGACUUCUUAGUAAGGAGAGCAUGGCUUCAAGAACUCAAUCAGGCAAAUCCAGAUGGUGAUGAGAAGAAGGGCAUGCUGGCGGUUCAAAGCUUGAGAAAUUCUUUGAUGGCUACUAUAUUAACUGCUUCAAUCACUAUUCUCAUUACAGUGUCAUUGGCAGCUCUGACAAACAACGUCUACAAUGGAAACCACCUCUUCAGUGGUACUUUUUUCGCCUCACAUUCCAGUAGGAUUACAGUAUUGAAGUAUGGCUGCGCGUCACUCUUUUUGCUGGCAAGCUUCUUAUGUAGCUCUGUCGCCCUCGGAUGCUUGGUAGAUGCCAUUUUCUUGAUCAAUGCAUUGGGCGAAUUCUCAUUGUCCCCUGAAUACGCACAAAUGAUAUUUGAAAGAGGUUUCAUGUUGGCUACGGUUGGCAGCCGGGUGCUUUGCCUCACUUUUCCACUCUUGUUAUGGACGUUAGGUCCAGUGCCAGUGGCCAACAAGCCGUCUCUGACAUCAAUUGGCAUGGACUUCUUAGUAAGGAGAGCAUGGCUUCAAGAACUCAAUCAGGCAAAUCCAGAUGGUGAUGAGAAGAAGGGCAUGCUGGCGGUUCAAAGCUUGAGAAAUUCUUUGAUGGCUACUAUAUUAACUGCUUCAAUCACUAUUCUCAUUACAGUGUCAUUGGCAGCUCUGACAAACAACGUCUACAAUGGAAACCACCUCUUCAGUGGUACUUUUUUCGCCUCACAUUCCAGUAGGAUUACAGUAUUGAAGUAUGGCUGCGCGUCACUCUUUUUGCUGGCAAGCUUCUUAUGUAGCUCUGUCGCCCUCGGAUGCUUGGUAGAUGCCAUUUUCUUGAUCAAUGCAUUGGGCGAAUUCUCAUUGUCCCCUGAAUACGCACAAAUGAUAUUUGAAAGAGGUUUCAUGUUGGCUACGGUUGGCAGCCGGGUGCUUUGCCUCACUUUUCCACUCUUGUUAUGGACGUUAGGUCCAGUGCCAGUGGCCGUGUCUUCUAUGGCGUUGGUUUGGGGACUCUAUGGGCUUGAUUUUGCUGCCAACUUCACGGAAACUAUUAAGAAGAGCCUCACUUGA
Messenger RNA from Ilex paraguariensis (yerba mate), 1194 nucleotides. NCBI's taxonomy places the organism in Eukaryota, Viridiplantae, Streptophyta, Magnoliopsida, Aquifoliales, Aquifoliaceae. The record is from the annotation of a GenBank genome assembly.